AUGUCGUCCUGGCUGAAGCGGUUGGCCGACAGAGCCUCGUCUGUGGGGUUGUCUGAUGCCGCCCGCCUCUCUACGACGAAUCGCGCCGGUGCAUUCAACCCGUCACCUCUGAGCAGGUUCACAGUUUACGGUGCCGGGAACAAGCAUGACCUCGUCGAAAAACUCGCUCAAGAAGCCGACUCAUACGGCCUUCGCCGUACGAAAGGGCAAAACGCCGUCGUGAUACUCGCGUCGCGCAACCACGCCUCAUGGCUGACUGAUAAGACCUUCAUGGCCAAUCUCCUCGAGUCGUUCUCAUCCAAAUCUGCCAAGGUCGAUGGAGAUGCGGCGGAGAUCAAUGUCCUUACCGCCGCUGUCGAUGGCCUUUGGCCGGAGUACCCUCUCCUGCCAGCUCGUCACGGUUUCUCCAUCAUUUCCGGACCGCUCGAUCACCUUCUGCCCGGCCUCUGGACUCAAGUCAAUGCAUCGCCCGCGCCGGUGAAGGGCCAGCCCGAAAAGGCUGCAUUGACCUUCCGCGUCAACAAGGCCGAUGCCAACGUGGGCGGCAACGCAACGACAAUCACACUGCCUCUCGCCAACACCAUCUUCCAAAACAGCCGGCCGUUUACGCUCCUCGCCAGUCGCUGGCGCAGAGAGGGCCCAGGUUCAUCCUUGGCCAUGGCAGACAUGGUCACGAGCCCGAGCCGCGAGGUCGUCUGCACGGGCUCCGACGCCGCGGCAACGACGCCGUGUAUUCUCAUGAACCCGAUCACCGCCCCCCGCACCAUCGUCUCGGGCCUCGGCAACAUUGUCCGCCAGAUCGACAUGGACGGCAAGACGGUGCCAGCGUCGCAGGAGCUCGAGGCCGCCUUCUCGCUGACGGACGAGGAGGACCUCGAGUCGUUCAUCCGCUCCUUCCAUGGCCAGAAGGGGGGCGAUGGCGAGGACGCACCUCUCGACUCUGGCGUCGUGGCCCCGGGCUCGACCAUCCAGUUCUUCACCACUGCGGUCGGAGAGCUGCCUGAGCCUCGCCAGGCCGACUUUUCGCUGACGGAACACAUAUGCGGCGAGCUCGACGCGUUUGGUGUGUCGAAACACAUUCACGAGAAGCCCAAGGUGGGGCUCGGUGGUGUAUCUUGGACCAUCUUGCCUGGAAAGUUCGGUGCGGUGUCGUCAGAGUGCAUGUACGUCUACAACAUGGAUGCUGCAGGACCGCAUAAUGGCGAGAUGGGGCGGCUACAAACGAAGGUCAAUAUCCCCGAGUCAUACAUCUCAACGAGGCCCAUUCCAGUAGGGGACGACCACACAGAACGCACCGAGUCUAAAUGUAAAGCCAGCUUUCUAUGCUAG
Messenger RNA from Verticillium alfalfae VaMs.102, 1329 nucleotides. RefSeq lists its product as hypothetical. Bases 1 to 1329 code for a protein of 442 amino acids. Lineage: Eukaryota; Fungi; Ascomycota; Sordariomycetes; Glomerellales; Plectosphaerellaceae. The record is from RefSeq and is a predicted model, not a curated record. The transcript is spliced from 4 exons.